Trichoderma virens Gv29-8 is the source of this 744-nucleotide messenger RNA. RefSeq lists its product as uncharacterized. The record is from RefSeq and is a predicted model, not a curated record. The coding region runs from base 1 to 744 and encodes 247 amino acids. The transcript has 3 exons. NCBI's taxonomy places the organism in Eukaryota, Fungi, Ascomycota, Sordariomycetes, Hypocreales, Hypocreaceae.
AUGAGUCAAACUGUCGUUCUCAUUACCGGUGGAAACCGAGGCCUGGGACUCGGGCUAGUCAAAAGCUUCCUUUUACAGUCUAACUAUACUGUUAUUUCCGCCAACCGCGACCUUAGUCAUACAACUUCCAAGGCACUUAGCGACCUUCCUAAGGCUGAGGGUAGCAAUAUUGUUGUCUUGAAGUACGACGCUGGAGUUGAACAGGAUGCUUUUAAUCUUGUAAAAGAUAUAAAAGACAAGCAUGGAAUUGAUCACCUCGAUAUUGUUGUCGCUAAUGCCGGCAUCUCAAAAUCUUACCCUCUUGUGAAAGAUGUCCGGCGAGUUGAUAUCCAACAACAUAUCGACGUAAACGCCUAUGGCAUGGUAUUUUUAUACCAAGCUACACGUGAACUUUUGCAAAAGUCGACCAAGAAGCCAAUUUUCGUCACGAUUGGCUCUGGUGCUGGCUCACUUGGGAGGCAACCGCCGGUUCCAAAUGCUGCUUAUGGGCCAUCCAAGACUAUAGUAAACUGGUAUGGAGUUAGGAUUAACGCCGAGGAGGAGUGGCUCAAUACUUUUGUCUUGGAUCCCGGCUUCGUUCAGACUGACAUGGGCAAUGCGGCAGCACAAUUUUUUGGCAUGAGUGAAGCUCCGGUUACCGUCGAAGACUCUGUGAGUGGCUUAUUCAAAGUCAUUACAACGGCAACUAAGGAGACACAUGGCGGUAAGGUUGUAUCAUACAAUGGUGAUAUUCUGAGCUUUUGA